This is a messenger RNA of Setaria italica (foxtail millet), 1843 nucleotides long. RefSeq names its product cyclin-D4-2. The record is from RefSeq and is a predicted model, not a curated record. The coding region runs from base 317 to 1402 and encodes 361 amino acids. NCBI's taxonomy places the organism in Eukaryota, Viridiplantae, Streptophyta, Magnoliopsida, Poales, Poaceae. Gene Ontology annotation, molecular function: cyclin-dependent protein serine/threonine kinase regulator activity. The transcript is spliced from 6 exons. Gene Ontology annotation, cellular component: cyclin-dependent protein kinase holoenzyme complex; cytoplasm; nucleus. Gene Ontology annotation, biological process: regulation of cyclin-dependent protein serine/threonine kinase activity; mitotic cell cycle phase transition.
UUUCGGCGUACCAACGCGUUCGCUUUCCCGAAAUACUCCCCCCUCUUCCCCCGAUACAAAGCGCGAGGGCGGGCGCGGCAGCCGCACGGCACAAUUGCACCGCACCCUGCCUCCUCCCCCUUCCCCUGUGGCCUUGUCCUUGACCUCUCGGCACUACCGCACCCUGCUCCUCGCUACCCAAACACGCGCACCAGCCGCACCAACAAAGAUUACAGGGCGCGCCGGCGUGCCGCAGGAGAGGGAGAGGCGGCCGGUAAAGGCCCAGGCUUUGGCUUGUUGCGGCGGGGUGGGAGUGGGGGUAAACCGAUACAGAGCCAUGGCUCCGAGCUGCUACGACGUGGCAGCGUCCAUGCUGCUCUGCGCCGAGGAGCACAGCAGCAUCCUGUGCUUGGAUGAGGAGGAGGAAGAGGACGUGGCGGCGGCGGCGGAGUUGCCGGGGAGGAAGAGGGGCCGGUCGCCGGGCUGCGGGGACGGGUUCGGCGCGGAUUUGUUCCCGCCGCUGUCGGAGGAAUGCGUGGCCGGGCUGGUGGAGCGGGAGACGGAGCACAUGCCGAGGUCGGACUACGGCGAGCGGCUGCGCGGCGGCGGCGUCGAUCUCUGCGUCCGCCGAGAGGCCGUCGAUUGGAUUUGGAAGGUCUACGCAUACUACAACUUUGGUCCCGUCACUGCCUACUUGGCCGUGAACUACCUUGAUCGUUUCCUGUCACGGUACGAGCUGCCGGAAGGCAAAGACUGGAUGACGCAACUGCUCUCGGUGGCGUGUCUUUCUCUGGCCGCCAAGAUGGAGGAAACCUCUGUCCCACAAUCUCUGGACCUUCAGGUCGGAGAUGCGCUGUAUGUGUUUGAGGCGAAGACGAUCCAGAGAAUGGAGCUCCUUGUUCUAAGCACCCUCAAUUGGAGGAUGCAGGCCGUGACCCCUUUCUCCUACCUGGACUACUUCCUAAACAAGCUCAACGGCGGCGCUCCGGCGCCAAGAAGCUGGCUCCUUCAGUCGGCAGAGCUUAUCUUGUGUGUAGCUAGAGGCAUCGGUUGCAUAGGCUUCAGACCUUCUGAGGUCGCCGCCGCCGUCGCAGCUGCCGUGGUCGAAGCAGCGGGCGUCGCAGGCAUUGAAAACGCCUGCGCCCAUGUCGACAAGGAGCGGGUGUUGCGGUGCCAGGACGCGAUCCAGUCCAUGGCGACCCCGGCCAUUAACACUGUGCCACCGAAAUCUGCAAGCGGCAGCGGCAGGGUAUCCCCUGGGCCGCAGAGCCCUGUGGGGGUGCUGGACGCUGGCUGCCUGAGCUACAAGAGCGACGACGACGCCGUGGCAGCGGCGACUGUUGCUUCACAUGGGGCCUCGGCCUAUGGUUCGGCGACGGCCUCCCCGGUCACCAGCAAGAGGAGAAAAAUCACCAGCAGAUGAUGGAUAUCUCGCCCUGAUCAGUCAAAGUGCGCGCCCAACGAUUCAGAGUGAAUUGACUAGUCCGCUUUUGGUUUUUUUACCGCGCCAAUCAUCUUCAUGAAGAAAAAGGUCAAAUGGUGCUGUUUGCAUUGAGACUUGAGAGGAGGAAAGGACAAAGGAGGGCGUUUUUGACAUGACGAGAGGGCAAGAAGUUGAUGAAUAAAGAUGUGAGGUGGACAACACCUAAAUUGCUGGGCUUUUUGUAUGGAGGGGUAGACAGCCAGCACAACCUUGGUGCGCCACAAAGGGCGCCGAAUCGUGGCUUUGUUGGAACACAAAGGCCGUGUUUAGUUGGGGAAUUUGGGAGGUGCCAAAUUACUGUUACAGCACUGUAGCACACUGUAGCGUUUCGUUUGUAUUUGUAAAUUAUUGUCCAAAUAUUGACUAAUUAGGCUCAAAAGA